Molecule: messenger RNA, 1935 nt
Organism: Funneliformis mosseae
Lineage: Eukaryota; Fungi; Glomeromycota; Glomeromycetes; Glomerales; Glomeraceae
Source: the annotation of a GenBank genome assembly
AUGACGGUAAAUGCACAAAAAUGGGUAGAGAAAAAUUGUCACCGAGAUAUUAUCAGUUUAGACAUUAGCAACAAAAAAUUAAAAGGUCCCUUACGAUUCGAGGGUUUUAAUAAAUUAAAAUAUUUAGAUUGUUACAAUAAUGACUUGACUAGUUUGGACGUAAGCGAUUGUACGAAUCUGGUUAGUAUCCGCGCUAAUUACAAUAGAAUUCACAAAAUAGAUUUACCGAGGAAUGACAAGGGAUUGGAGUAUUUAAACUUACUUGAUAACAAUUUCACUGAUCAAGAUUUACGUUGCUUUAGUAGAUUUGUUAAUUUAAAAGAUUUACAUAUAGGAAAUACUGGUACUGAAACUGAUAGGGAGGAAAAUAUUUAUAAUCGUUUUCAUGGCAGUUUGGAACCUUUGAAAACCUUAAUAAAUCUGGAAAGUUUAAGUAUUAAUAAUACCGAUAUUAACUCUGGUUUGGAAUACUUGCCUAGCAGUGUUGAAAUUUUGCGAUGUUCAGCGAAAGAAAGAAAAGUCAAAAAGAUAUGUGAAGAUCUUAGUAUUUUCGCAAUGGACGAUAACGACGUCUUCGCGGGUAGAUAUAAUUUGAAAGCGUGGAAAAAAAAUUGGAUCUUGUCUACUAAAUUAGAGAAAGAAAAAGACGACUUUCAUUACCAAUUGGAAGAGUUAAAUAAGAAGUUAAGUGAAAAUGAAUAUUUGAAUACUCAACAGACGAAAUUGGAAAAAAAAAGGGGAGAAGUGCUUGUUAAACAAGAAGAAUUGAAAUCAAAAAAAAUUCAAUUGGAGCAAGAUAUAGAAAAUUUGCAGCAAAAAGUCAAAGAUUUGAACACAAAGGUAGAACAAACAGAGAUUAUUUAUCAACAGAAAAAGCGAGAAUUAGAUGAAAAGUUGAAAAGUUUAAAUUCCUUUACCGCCGAGAAAUUAAUGGAAAAAGAAAGGUUGCAUAAAGAAGCUAAUGAUUUAAAAGAAGACUUGGCUAUAAAAAGAAAGGUUAAAGAGAAAUUGGAUAAGAAAUUACAAAAAAAUACCGAAGAACUGGAGAAUAAGAAAAAAGAGAUCGUAAAUUUACAACAUCAAUUUGAUGCAAAUGAACUCAUCAUGUCCGAUAUAAAAAUGGAAAAGGAAGAAUUAUUACGUCUCAAAAGAGAAUUGAACAAUAAAGUAUAUAAGGGAAAAUCUAGUACAGCUGACUUAAGAAAGAGAAUGGAUGAUUUGGAAAAACAAAUUCGUUUAAAAAAAAAUGAAUUAAAAAAGCCAUUGUUGGAAAAUUUACAAAUACAAGAAAGACUCGAUGGGGCCAGAGAAAAUGUGCAGACUCUCGAAGAUGAAAAGGCUUACCUGAAAACCGUUUUGAAAAUACAUGGUGAAAAUAUGCAAUAUUCCAAAGACCUGAUUUUUGAUCUUGAAACCCAAUUAAAAGAGAAAGAAGAUCUUAUUAAUGAGCUCCAACGAAAAAAUCAGCAGCAGAUUGAUUACCUUGAAAUCCAAUUAAAUGAGAAAGAAUAUCUCAUUAAUGAACUUCAACAAAACAAUGAGCAGCAAAAUAUUGGCCUUGAAAUCCAAUUAAAGGAGAAGGAAUUUCUUAUUAGUAAGAUCCAGCAAACGAACCAGCAACGGCUAGGAGAAAUAAAUUGUUUGUUUUCUAAAAUACAAACUAAAGAAAAUGAGUUAAAUAAAUUAUCUAAUGAUUUUAUUUCUGAAAGUGAACUUGGUAGAGCAGGGAAAGAUUUGUUAAAGAAACUUUUGAAAGAACAAGAUAAAUUUAUCCGAUUUAAUGAUUACUCUUCUGAAGAACUGGAAAAAACUAAAAAGGAAAUUAUAAAAGGUCACUUAAAUUCGGAUGAUGUCCAAAAUCUUUCAAGUCUUCUAAAUAAACAAGCGGAAAUUAUUCGGUUAAAGUUGCAAUUAGAGUCCUUAACAACAAUUUAA